AUGCGUUCGAUCCUCAGCGGCUUUGCUGCCGUGGCGCUGGCUGGCGCUGGCCUCGCCGCCGGGCAGUUCGUCUUCCCGACGGGCUCGACGCGGCUCAACGCCCGGGAGCAGUGCACCAUCCGCUGGAACACGGACGGGCUGCAGGCGCCUCUGUCCAUCAACCUCGUGCCCGGCGGCGUCGAUGGGGCGAAUGGCGGCGGCGGCGGUAAUGCCGUCACGGAGAAGAUUGCGGUCAACAUCCCCAACUCGGGCUCCCUCACAUGGACGCCCGACGCCUCCAUCGUCGCCCUCCCCUCCUUCGCCAUGGUCAUCCUCGACUCGCGCGGCGCCGUGGUCCUCACCUCGCAGCCCUUUGUCAUCGCCUCGCUCACCAAGCAGCGCGGGCAGCAGCAGCAGAAUCAGAAACAGAAGCAGCAGCAGCAGAAGCAGCAAGCGACGGCGACGAAGCGCCGCGGUGGUGGAGGAGCUGGCCGGACGCGUUCCGUCGAUAGGAUAGAGGCGACGGGUGUCGUGGGCGAUGACGGCAAGGCUGGGCUGAAGCCGUUGCCCAACGUUGCGGAUGGGAACAACAACAACAACAACAACAACGGCGAUGACGGGAAGAAGAAUCAGCAGCAGGGUGGAAAGAAGAAUAACAACAACAACAACCAGGGUAACGGCAAGAAUGGGAAGAAUCAGAAGGGCAAUGAUAACGACAAUAACGGCAACGGCAACAACCAGGGGAACAACAAGGGCGGCAACAAGAACCAGGACAAGAACAACGACAAGGACAACAACGCCGGCGACGCCAACACCAGCAUCUCGCUCAAGCCGCUCCCCAACGCCCCGGCCGGCACAGCCCAGCCCGCGUCCAGCCAGCCGGAAGCGUCAAAGACCGAGGAGCAGCAGCCAGCGGCAACAACAACAACGACAGCCGCGGCAUCUCCCUCUUCCUCCGCCGCCGAGGCCGAAGCCCCGUCCUCUCCCGCACCAGCACCCGAGGCACCGCCAGCCAGCACAACUUCAGCACCCGCAGGAGAGGCCGCCUCGCCAGCCGCCUCCUCCACGCCCGGCGCGGAAGCGACGCCCCCUCCCGCCGAGUCCGCACCGGCAGGCGAACAGCCCGUCGCCACCCUCACGCCCCUCGCCGCCGUGUCAGAGCGCGCCUUCGCCGCCGAGUCCGCCCCCGCGGACACUGCUGCCAGCGGCCUGGGACGUGGCGGCGACGACAACGGCGACGACGACUCGAACCCGCCGCUGCGCACCCUGUCCCGGCCCGGCAGCGGCAGCGGCGGCGGCACGAGAGUCACGCCGCGGCCCAUCUACACGACGCUGACCGACGUGGACAUCAGCCUGUCCGCCGCGGCGACGCCCGAUUCGGGCCGCAACUCCGGGCUGACCAACAACAAUUCCAAGUCGGAGAAAUCCGCCGCCGGGCGCGGCGCGGUCGGGGUCCGGUCGGAUGUCCUCGCGGGGCUGGCACUCGUCGUGGGAGUCAUGACGAUGAUGUGA
Purpureocillium lilacinum is the source of this 1491-nucleotide messenger RNA. RefSeq lists its product as uncharacterized. NCBI's taxonomy places the organism in Eukaryota, Fungi, Ascomycota, Sordariomycetes, Hypocreales, Ophiocordycipitaceae. The record is from RefSeq and is a predicted model, not a curated record.